CUACGGCUGCUGCUGCUCGGGUGAUGUCUUGCAUAAGUGAAAGUAAGAAGUAAAAUAAAACUAAUGGAUUAAUUCUCCCGAGGAGCGCUGGAGCUGAUUCAGAAAGGCGACCACGUUUCUCUCUUCACCUUUUUUUUUUCCAGAUCUUCCACCUUCUCCUUCUGGUACAUCUCUCCCAUUCAAGUUGAUUUACAUGAUUCAGCCACACGGCAUUUCUUCACAUCGUCCCUCGACAAGGUCUCCUUAGACGACGUCCCCCGAUGAAAACACACAGGAAAACAGGAUGUUGGGGUUUCAUGAUGUUUCUGUUGAUCGAUCUCACGUCACUUUAUGGAUGUUGGGGUUUCAUGAUGUUUCUGUUGAUCGAUCUCACGUCACUUUAUGAGCUUCUCUUAUAUGAUGUUGAAGAAGGCAGUAACUUCACCGUACUAUGGUCGAGUCCCAGCAGCAUGGACCUGUCUGAGCUCCACAUGAACUGCAGACUCCUGACAGAACCAGAGAAGAGAGUACUGGACGUGAUAAGUGGAGUGGAGAUCAUAGAGGCUCAGGACACACAGUUCAGAGGCAGAGUGGAGCUCCACAGAGAAGCUCUGAAACAGGGGCAGGUGCAGCUCCUCCUCACCCGCCUCACAGCCCUCGACUCGGGGAAGUAUCGCUGUGAGAUGGUGACCAACUACAACCGAGACAGAGGCUGGAGGUUUAGUUCUACUGAGUUCUUUGAGUUGAAGGUGGUUCCUAAAAGUGUGACUCCGACCGCACGUGUGCAGAAUGCGACAGGAUGGGCUGCAGCGGUGCUCAGACACGACCCAGUCACAGUUGCUGUUGUAGUUAUGGUUGUCCUCUUUGCCACUCCCAUCUUCUGGAUGAUUGUUAUGGUUUUUAUGAGGAUGUUUUACAGACUUACACCAAGUGCCUGA
This is a messenger RNA of Boleophthalmus pectinirostris (great blue-spotted mudskipper), 917 nucleotides long. RefSeq lists its product as uncharacterized. Bases 261 to 917 code for a protein of 218 amino acids. The transcript has 7 exons. NCBI's taxonomy places the organism in Eukaryota, Metazoa, Chordata, Actinopteri, Gobiiformes, Gobiidae. The record is from RefSeq and is a predicted model, not a curated record.